Molecule: messenger RNA, 1490 nt
Organism: Chenopodium quinoa (quinoa)
Lineage: Eukaryota; Viridiplantae; Streptophyta; Magnoliopsida; Caryophyllales; Amaranthaceae
Exons: 3
Coding region: 554-1357 (267 amino acids)
Source: RefSeq, a predicted model, not a curated record
UGAGAGAAAAAAAGCAGAAACAGAAGCAGAUGAGAGAACACAAAGCAUUGAGACAGAGACAUACCGCCAAGAGGUUUAUAAAUAAGGUUUUAAAAGACCUUCCGCCUCAACAUAAGGAUGCUAUCAAUGAUUUGGGGUUUGGUGGAUUCCUUCACUUAAGUUUAGAUGCUCACAAUGGCAGUUUUUCUGAAGAAUUGGUCAAUAGCUUUGACCCCGAUAGAACAUCUUUGAAACUCUUCAAUGGCAAUGAGAUACUAAUAACUGAAGAGGAUGUUCAUGUAGUCUACGGCCUGCCCCAAGGUCCAGUCAAAAUUAAAGAGCCAAGAACAAAUUUUAAUUUUGAUAAAAAGGACUCUGAGGUCUCUGAUGAAGAGAGAAAAGAGAGAGAAGACAAAUCACUGUUUUUAAGGCAAUGGAGGAGUCAGUUUGGGCUUGACACUGGAAGUCCAACUUUCGGUGUCCUUGUAAAUCACUUAGAAGAACAAAAAAAAAACAAGAUGUGUCCACUGAGUUUUUACUGAAUUUCAUUGCAUCUGCGAUUAAUUGCUGUGUAAUGUCAACAGAUAACACAUCUGUUAAUUUCAAAUUUUUAUGUAGCUGUAAGGAUAUCACCAAAGUGAGCAAACUUGAUUGGUGUUUGUUCGCAAAACAAAGCAUGACUGAAGCAGUCAGAAAAUGGAAAAAGGGAUCAUCAUAUUUCACUGGUCCACUUCCUUUCAUGAUGAUUGUCUAUUUUGAUAGACUUCAAAGAGGAGAUGCUUAUCCUCCAAGGCAAAUUCCCCUAACCUUUGUUGGGAAUAAAGACAUGAUUCAUUCAAGGAUGAAGAUUGAACUAGAACGAGGUUAUGGUCGAGGACAUGUUCUUCCAAGAAUUCCAGUGCCUGAGAUUGAGAGUGAGAAACUGGAAUUCCAGUGCCUGAGAUUGGAAGAAAAUCCAACUGCAUCCUUAGAAACACGGGAUUACUUUGCCCAGUUUUCAACAAUGGCAGCAACGCUGGUAAAAAAAAUUUCUGAUAUGUAUGCUUUCAUUAGCAUGUUUGAAGAUGUACAAAUACAAAAAGAAUUGAAGACCAUAAUUGUUGACAAGAUGCUCAUCAAAUACACUGAUCCAGCACAUGUUUUUGAUGAGUCAGCGUUCAUGGCUGAGCUUAAUGAAGCAUUAUCAAACAUACAAGCCAAGAACAAUCAAAACGAAGUAACUCACAGUGAAACUACAGCUUCAACACUCCAUGCUUUUUUUACUGGAGAAAACCAAGCUUCACAACUUCAAAACCAAGCAUCAGCAGUCCAGACUGAAGAAAACCAAGCAUCUCCUUCCCUGGAGCUUCAAAACUUCAACUCCAUCUUGUUUGAAUGAGAUAAUUAAUUGCCAUGUGAUUUCAUCCAUAGAUAAUCUUGUAACUGAUGCAGGCGAUGUUGAGAAGUAUUAGAAUCAAUCGAAAACACUGAAGGCUGAAAGCAAGACGCAUAAAUCGCCUCUUUAAUGUGUU